This is a messenger RNA of Aureobasidium musti, 381 nucleotides long. The record is from the annotation of a GenBank genome assembly. NCBI's taxonomy places the organism in Eukaryota, Fungi, Ascomycota, Dothideomycetes, Dothideales, Saccotheciaceae.
AUGGACAGAAAGCAAUGCCACCAAAAGCCGUUUGGCUAUCAGCAUGCAANNUGCACAUACCCCUUGACAGGACAUUUGGCGGUUUCANAAAGGAUCCCUGCUUUAAGCCAUCACCUCCCCCCACUCUCGUUUCUGUACCCGUCCUUUCUCUCCACCANNGCUUCCAGCCGUUUUCUGUCAUCUGNNUCAUCAUGUGCAUGCGUGCCGAUUGCCCCAAGUGCAAGAAAGNUGUCAUGGUGGGGAUGCGGAAAGCAUAUCCCUUCUGUCAUGGACAAGGUUCCUAGAGAGCAACGAUGCACUUGCGGACCUGUUCUGGAAGUCGACGGGAAGAUGUAUCCUCCUAAACCUCCAGGCUUGUUCACCGAUUGCUCCGUCUCAUGA